Notothenia coriiceps (black rockcod) is the source of this 3445-nucleotide messenger RNA. RefSeq names its product solute carrier family 12 member 9. Gene Ontology annotation, molecular function: potassium:chloride symporter activity. The transcript has 14 exons. The record is from RefSeq and is a predicted model, not a curated record. Bases 182 to 3016 code for a protein of 944 amino acids. Lineage: Eukaryota; Metazoa; Chordata; Actinopteri; Perciformes; Nototheniidae. Gene Ontology annotation, biological process: chloride transmembrane transport; cell volume homeostasis; potassium ion homeostasis. Gene Ontology annotation, cellular component: membrane.
UGCAUUAGGUGAUGAGCGUCGGUGGAGGUUUAUGACGGUUCCUCGACUAAGUUAGCUAACUGCUGAUUCGAACGUUGGAAAAUGUCACCAUAGCUAGCAAGAAGACGGCCGGUUGAAACUGUUCUGUUCAGUUGAAACCAGCGAGCUGAAUGUAUCGGUAAUUACUACUAACUUAUCUACCAUGUCGGAAAAGACUCCUCUUCUACAUUACCGACUUACUAGCGGAAGCACCAGCCCGGAGCCGAAAAAUGUCCCCGACCGUAGCAAGGCCAAGGCGGGCAAAGGCCGUCUAUGGCAUGGUCUAUGGGCCAAGGAGACGGGCGACCGGAAGCUCGGAGUGGUGUUUGGCGUGGUCGUACCAACGCUACUGUCCAUGUUUAGCGUCGUUGUAUUUCUGCGAAUUGGAUUUGUUGUGGGUCAAGCAGGGGUCUAUCAGUCCAUUGUGAUGUUCCUAGUGGCCUACCUAAUUAUCACAAUGACAGUGCUUUCCGUCUGUGCCAUCUCCACGAAUGGGGCUUUAGAUGCUGGAGGAGCCUACUAUAUGAUCAGCCGAGCCCUUGGUCCAGAGUUUGGUGGCAGCAUUGGGAUCAUGUUUUUCUUUGCCAAUGUAUGCGGCAGUGCUCUCUAUGUUUUGGGUCUGGUUGAGGCUAUCAUGUCUACUUUUGGCAUCCCAGAAGAGGGUUCUGCAGUUGUCGGAGGUCUCCAGGUGUUGCCCUCAGGAUACUGGUGGUCUCUGCUGUACGGCACUGCCUUGCUUUUCAUUUGUUUCAUUGUCUGCUUGGUGGGAGCCCACAUCUAUGCCAAAGCCACCUUUGUUAUCGUCAUCAUAUUCUUCGUAGUCUUGACUACCAUCUUCAUCAAUUUUAUCAUUGUGGGGCCCAUUGUGGUGAUGUUGCCAGGGAAUUCUGGGCUGAACGGUACCAGCACGAGAACCGCAAAUUAUACUGGCUUCCGGCGCCACACCUUUGAGGGCAAUCUAUUGCCCAAUUACACAGUAGACUACACCACUGGUGCCAUGAUGAGUUUUGCCAAAGUGUUUGCAGUCAUGUUCAAUGGCUGCACUGGGAUCAUGGCAGGAUCCAACAUGUCAGGUGACCUGAAAAACCCCAGCUAUGCCAUCCCAAGAGGAACGCUUGCUGCUGUUCUUACAACUUUCAUUACAUACAAUGUGCUGAGUCUGCUGGUUGCGGGGUCCUGUGAACGUAACCUUCUCCAAAAAGACUACAAUUUCCUGGGAGACAUCAAUAUAUGGCCACCACUGGUGACAAUUGGGAUUUACUCCUCCACCAUUUCUGCUGCCAUGAGUAACCUGAUAGGGGCCUCCAGGAUCCUGUAUGCCCUCUCCAAAGACAACCUGUUUGGUGGUUUCCUGGCCCUGGUUAGGAAAACCUCUCUGAGUGGGAACCCCUGGUUCUCUGUGCUUGUGUCCUGGCUGCUUGUACAGGUGGUGCUGUUCGCUGGUCAAUUGAACACCAUUGCUAGUAUUGUAACCAUCUUCUUCUUGUUGGUCUAUGCUGCUGUGAACCUGGCCUGUUUGGCUCUUGAAUUGGCUUCUGCACCAAACUUCAGACCCUCGUUCCGUUGUUUUACAUGGCAUACCUGCACGCUGGGCAUUCUUGGCUCACUGGUCAUGAUGUUCCUGAUCAAUGCCAUUUAUGCAUUUGGCAGCAUAGCCUUUAUGCUGCUGCUGCUGAUGCUUAUCCACUACCUUGGUCCUAUCAGCAACUGGGGCUACAUCAGCCAGGCGCUCAUCUUCCACCAGGUGCGCAAGUACCUGUUGAUGUUGGAUGUGCGUAAGGACCAUGUGAAGUUCUGGAGGCCCCAGCUGUUAUUGAUGGUGGCUAACCCUCGAAGCUGUACAGGUCUCAUGACCUUUAUUAAUGACCUGAAGAAGAGUGGCCUCUAUGUACUAGGACAUGUAAAGCUGGGUUUACUUGAUGGGUUGCCAUCUGAUCCUCUGCAGAGCCGUUAUGACUCCUGGCUGUCUCUAGUGGAUCAUCUCAACAUAAAGGCAUUUGUCAACCUUACCCUGGCAAACUCUGUCCGACAUGGAGUUCAGAACUUGCUUUUCAUCACAGGCUUUGGCGGAAUGAGGCCAAACACCCUUGUCCUUGGUUUUUAUGAUGACUGCAUCCCUGAAGAUGACCUUCAAGGUAAAAUGCUCUUGUCUACAGGCACUGGCUUUGAUGCAGUGAAUCCAUCCAUAGACCGCGGCGAGCAACGCUCUCCCUUCUUCCCUGAUGUGAGGGGUGCCUACGACCUAAAAGAUCUUGGGGAAGAGGAAUAUGUGUCUCUGAUUGCUGACGCGGUCAAAAUGGGAAAGAAUGUGACUCUGGCUCGUAACUUUAACCAAUUCAACCGAGAGGUCUUGGUGUCAGGGAAAAAGAUUCAUAGCCACCGACGCAUGAAGGGGCCAUUUGUCGACGUGUGGCCUUUGAAUCUGCUUCGACCAGACAGCCGCGCUUACGUCGACAUCUGCUCACUGUUCUUACUGCAGCUGGCCUGCGUGCUUCAAGAGACCCGUGCCUGGAAGCAUGCACGACUCCGCCUCUUCUUGUGUGUGGAAGCUGGUUGCAGUCUGAAGAAAGAGGAGGAGAAGAAGCUCCGGUCGAUGCUAAAGGAGCUAAGGAUUUCAGCUCAGGUGCAGAUGGUGGCGUGGGACCAAGUAAUGGAGCUACACUGGCAGAGACGAGGAGGAAAAGUAGGGGGGAAUCUGGCAGAGUCUUUGCUGAACGAGGAGAUGGACAGACAAGAGGAAGUUGAGAAGGAAGACGUUUUCCAAAUAUUUCCCAACAAUGCUGCUCGGAUGACAGAUGAAUAUAUCUGUGCUGUCAACAAUUUGAUACGAAGACACGGUGCCCCUAAGCCUGCUGUGCGUUUCCUGUAUUUGCCCCGGCCACCAGCAGACACAAGCCUUUACUGUACCUACCUCCACCAAGUGGACAUGUUGAGUAGAGACCUCGGCCCAACUUUGCUGAUCCAGGGAGUUACUCCUGUGGUCACUACUGACCUCUAAAGCUCUUGACAGUUAAUCUAGCCUGAUCUGAUAUUGGACUAUGCCUCUUGCCACCAGUUUAUUAUUAUUAUUAUUAUUAUUGCAUUAAUAUAGGUCAUGUUUCACUUAAUUUUUUUUUCACUCAAAUUGAUUUGGUGAAAGCAAGUUUACUUCUGAUGGAUAUUGAAAGUUAUAAGUGUUUGUCUGUUUCAUCGUCACUUGGGUAUGGUGCUAUAGUGGAAUAGAAAUGAGUGAUUUGCACAUCUUGUGGGGUCAAAAUAGUAUAGAUCCCUGCAGUUCCCUAGUAGUGAAAUAAUGUUGCCACACAGGGACUGCUUUCCUUUCCUUGACUUUUGUAAAUGGAAAAAUACUAAAUGUAUUUAUUGUAUUGUCACAUGUUUCUUUCCUACAAUUUUAAAUGAAAUUCAGAAAAUAAAGAUAUAUGAAAGU